GACUCCUCUAUCUGACUCUGCUCACUCAUUUCCUUUCUCCUCAGACAUCUCUCCAGCUUCCUCCAGCUCUGGGACCCUCAUUCAGUACACCCCAGACUCUGCCACAAGCCCAACCACAGAAGACCCAUCUCCACACCCCUCUUCCCAGAAGGUCAAGGAGGAAGUUGAGGGUGGGGUGAAGAAAGCCAAGAGCCGAACAGCUUUCUCCCAGGAGCAGCUGCAAACCCUGCACCAGCGGUUCCAGAGCCAGAAGUAUCUCAGCCCCCAGCAGAUCCGGGAGCUAGGCUCAGCCCUGGGGCUCACUUACAAACAGGUGAAAACAUGGUUUCAGAACCAACGGAUGAAGUUUAAACGCUGCCAGAAGGAGAGUCAAUGGGUGGAAAAAGGGACAUAUCUACCACAGAAUGGGUUUCAUCAGGCUGCAUACCUGGAUAUGACCCCUACAUUUCACCAGGGCUUUCCUGUUGGUGCCAGCAGAAACCUUCAGGCUGUGGCCAGCGUCCACCAGGCUUACAGCAGUGGCCAGACAUAUGGGAAUGGGCAGGGCCUGUACCCGUUCAUGGCUGUGGAGGAUGAUGGGUACUUUGGGAAAGGUGGGACAAGCAGCAAUACUCAGCAAGCCAUGGGUUUAUUAAGCCAGCAGAUGAACUUCUAUCAUGGCUACCCUAACAAUGUGGAUUAUGCCAGCCUGGAGUCAGAUGAGACCUACAGCUUCCAGAGCACCUCUGACAGCAUCACACAGUUCUCAGGCUCUCCUGUACGACAUCAGUACCAGGCCCCUUGGCAUCCCCUGGGAACCCAGAAUGGUUAUGAGUCUUAGGCCCAAGUAUUCUUUCUCCCUUCACAGUGCUUUCUCAUUAAUUCCUAGGGUCUUGAUCCAGAGAUCUAGUUCUGAUUCCUUUCUCUUCUUCCCCCUCCCCCUGCUUUCAUCCCUAACUCCUGUUCUAUUCAUUGAGGCACACACCCUGCUGCCUUGGGCUCCUUUUCUGAUUAAAAGCAUCUGGCUGUGCAUAGCUAACCCCUGGCAAGGGUGGCUUAUGUUUGGGUACGUAAAACUAUUAAUGGAGGAGAAUGUACAAUGCCACAGCAAGAAGCAGCAGAGGUGGAAAAGGUUCAUGUCCACUGUCCAAGACCCACCUUCCUCUGCUGCCUGCUGAUUCUCCGAUCCUUGCCUUGUGUGUCUUGCAGCAGAGCUUUGCUGGAAAAGAAUUCCUCUGCGCUUCAGCAUAUUUCUGCUAGAAAUGCCCUAUUGUAGCCCAGAAUCUUCCCUGCUGUCUUGUUUAUUUCUGUUGCGACUUCAGUCAACUGCUGGUAAGUUCUUCAUCUGGAUCCUCUCCUCCCUCACUGAAGAGCUAAAUGAGAUCAUCUUAUCUCAGAUAACUUGAUCCAAAGUUAAUCCUAGCUCCUCCUUCUAGUGGAGUCAGUGCCUACCUGCCCUUGGCCUGCUGCCUUCCUGUGUAAAUGAGGCAACUGAGGGGAGGGAAGGAGCACAAGAAAGAAAAGUGAGAGAAAGGCCCGUAUUUGACAUAAAAACUUUCUCUGUGGUACCCAAAGCUGUUAACUUCUUUGUACCUGUUGGCUUAUUCAGGAUGAUGUUUCUGGAUUUGUCCUCACACAGUUUAGAUCUUCCCCCUUCAACAUCUGUCUGCUGACAGGGUUGGCUUGUCCCCUCCUGCAGUUUGCAGGAGAGGGUAUCCUAAAGUGCUCUUGUUGGAAGUGUGAGGAGUGGCUGUGUGUAGCCAUUCUUUGAGUGGUGAGAACAGUUUGCAUAUCGGUACAUGAAGGUCCCCUAGCACUUCACAAACACAGCACCACUAGAAUGCAGCUUUCCCUGUGGUAGAGGGGAGCAGCGUGUAAGCUAGUAAGAUUUUUCAUCCCUUCCCUGGGACUUAGUUGAGUCUCUUGUAUGCCCUUCUAUUGAAAAGGGCACUGGCUAAACCAUCAGACAUCAGUAUGCAAGUUCUGGGGAAGGUGAGAAGCUUAGAGAAACCUAUUUGGACAGAAUGAGGAAAAACAUUUUUUUUGGAGAACUGAAUCAUCCCUGCCAGUAUUGGGGAAACUGGAAGUCUGCUCCAACUUGUGUGUGAAACUGACUUCUUAAUGGGAUGUGGAACUGCAGAGUGCAGUCUGCCACUGCCCAAGAAUAUAAAAUGAUUGUGUGAGCUGUCAAUAAUGGUAUGAGGUGGUGAAAGUGUAAAUAGUUCUGUGGUAGGGCGGCUUUGUUGUUAAUGCACAAUUCUUACUGCAAUUCUGUGUUAUAGUUGAACUUCGACUGCAAAGGAGAUAAGUUUACUGUUGCUCUAGAAUCAUUUUUCUUAACAUAUUUUCUUGCAGUGAUUUUGAUCCUUUGUGUAUGUGGUUUUUUAUUACUUUG
Struthio camelus australis is the source of this 2374-nucleotide messenger RNA. The record is from RefSeq and is a predicted model, not a curated record. Lineage: Eukaryota; Metazoa; Chordata; Aves; Struthioniformes; Struthionidae.